Messenger RNA from Aethina tumida (small hive beetle), 5834 nucleotides. It is a transcript of the gene garz, whose product is annotated as Golgi-specific brefeldin A-resistance guanine nucleotide exchange factor 1. Bases 75 to 5672 code for a protein of 1865 amino acids. The record is from RefSeq and is a predicted model, not a curated record. Gene Ontology annotation, biological process: regulation of ARF protein signal transduction. NCBI's taxonomy places the organism in Eukaryota, Metazoa, Arthropoda, Insecta, Coleoptera, Nitidulidae. Gene Ontology annotation, molecular function: guanyl-nucleotide exchange factor activity. The transcript is spliced from 14 exons.
UCAGACGUGUUGGAAGUUUGACGUGUUCCUGCGAUGUAAACAGUUCUACAAUUUAAACCGAUAUCGCUUUAACAAUGGCACUGCCGGGCAGCGGAAUGUUCGUUGUCAAAGGCGAAAUUUCGAUUCUGAUGACUGCUAUGAGACGAGGGGCCCGAUGGUCCUCUCAUUCCUAUCAGGAUGACGAUAUGGAUGCACUUUUAAGGAACUUGCAGGACCUUAAAGACAGUCUUAACAAACUAGAGGACUUGAAAUUGGUGGAGCCGAAUUCGUUUCUUACUCCUUUUCUGGAUAUAAUCAGGUCUGAGGACACCUCUGGACCAGUAACUAGCCUUGCACUAUCUGCAAUCAACAAGUUCCUUUCAUAUGGACUGAUAGACCACACACAUUGUGCAAUUGCUCAGACAGUUCACAGCAUAGCUGAUGCAGUUACGAGGGCUAGGUUUGUGGGGACAGACCAGUCAUCUGAUGGGGUUGUAUUGAUGAGAAUUUUACAAGUGCUUAGAACUUUAACACUGGCCCCAGUAGGCAUACAUUUAACCAAUGAGAGCCUGUGUGAAAUUAUGCUAUCUUGUUUCAGAAUCUGCUUUGAAACCAGACUCAAUGAGUUGUUAAGAAAGACAGCAGAGCAUUACUUGAAAGACAUGGUGCAGCUGGUGUUUAUGAGGUUGCCUCAGUUUUCAGAAGAUCCAAGAGCUGUAGGAAUUAAGCAAUUGAAAAUGAGACCAGGAGCAAUAGAUCAAGGAAGAAAUAAGAGGAAACAAAGAGUGCCAUUAAGGAAAAAAGAAAAAUUUCUGGAAAAUGAAAAUGAAGACUCUCCGCCGCUUUCAAAACCGCCAAUGAACAAUUUAAAAGCCAAUCACCUGUCAACGACUCCAAUAACGCCGGCAGGCAACAUCGUGGACAUGCAGGGAUCCAUAUCGCAAAGUACGCCUCAAAACGGCAACGAAACUGAAAACUCACCCUCCAACUUCCCCAGCACAAUGGAUUCGAAUAUUGAAGUCAACGUUCAGAGUCCGACGUCGGUGGAAACUAACGACGAGGAAAAUGGGGAUUCGUUGAAAACUGUUGAAGAAUCGGCACAGGAGGAGCAACAGAAAAUUGAUGGCGAUAAAUCUAACGAAACUAGUCCAGAUGGCCAAUGUUAUUCCAAUUCUGAUGGUCAAGAGUAUGUCAAUCAGAGAGGAAUAAGAUUUACUCCUGAAAUGCAGGAAGAUGUCAGUUUGCUACCUUAUGGUUUAGCUUGCGUCAGGGAAUUGUUAAGGUUCUUGAUAAGUCUGUGCAAUCCAGUGGACAAGCAAAACACAGAAGUAAUGAUUCACGUGGGAUUAACUUUAUUGACUUGCGCAUUUGAAGUAGGCGCGGAUAGUAUUGGAAAGUACUCUACACUUUUGGCCCUUGUCAAGGAUGAUUUGUGCAGAAAUCUAUUCUCACUUUUGAGUACUGAACGAUUGUCAGUUUUUGCAGCGGAUUUGCAAGUCUCUUUUCUGAUGUUCGAAGCAUUGCGCACCCACUUAAAAUUUCAAUUGGAACGCUACCUUACAAAACUCACCGAAAUUAUCCUAAGUGAUUCCGCUAAAAUCUCUUAUGAACACAAAGAAAUCGCCUUAGAUAACAUCCUGCAACUGUGGCGAAUUCCCGGUUUUGUCAACGAAUUGUACUUGAAUUACGAUUGUGACAUGUAUUGUUCGAAUUUGUACGAGGAUUUAACUAAACUAUUGGCGAAAAAUGCCAUAUCCGCGACUGUAGGGGUCUACCAUACGCAUCUAUUAAGUCUGGACGCGUUGUUAACAGUUAUCGAGAGUAUUGAGUUGCAUUGCAGGAAAAGGGAAGAUGAUGGUCCGUUUUUUCAAGGCAAGUGUGGCAGGUUAAAGGUUUCCGAUCGGAUACCUAGUAUAGAUGAGUUACACGCCAAGAAAAACAUCAAAAAGUGGCUGCCACAAGGCACAGAAUAUUUUAAUUCCAAACCAAAGAAAGGUAUACAAUUUUUACAAGAACACGGUGUUCUGAAAUCGGAAUUAGAUGUGCAAGAAAUUGCCCUUUUCCUUCGUGAAAAUCCGGCUUUAGAUAAAAAAACAAUUGGCGAAUAUGUCAGUAACCGCAAUAACUUAAAUAUCCUGGAUGCGUUUGUUAAAACGUUCGAUUUUACCGAUACGAGAAUAGACGAAGCACUGAGGAAUUAUUUGGAGACUUUCAGACUGCCAGGUGAAGCCCCAACUAUAUCGCUCAUAUUGGAACACUUUUCGGAGCAUUGGCAUAAAAGUAAUGGAGAACCAUUCGUGGACGUUGAUGCUGCCUUCACAUUGGCCUAUGCUAUUAUAAUGUUGAAUGUAGAUCAGCAUAAUCAAAAUGCUAAAAAACAAACCGCUCCCAUGACUGCCAGUCAGUUUAAGAAAAACUUAAAAGGCGUUAACGGAGGCGGGGACUUCGACGAGGAAAUGCUCGACGAAAUUUUCACCACCAUCAAGAACGACGAGAUUGUUAUGCCCGCAGAACAAACUGGUUUGGUUAAAGAAAACUAUCUAUGGAAGGUGUUAUUGAAGAAAGGUCAAUCCAAAGAUGGAAUUUACAUACACGUCAGUAGUGGCACGUACGACUCCGAACUCUUCCAAUUAAUUUAUGGGCCGGUCGUUACUGCUCUGUCCUUCCUUUUCGACAAAUCAGAGAUUUUAGGCCUUUAUAAAGGCGUAUUGCAAGGUUUUGAACGUUGCUCUUUCAUUUCAGCUCAUUACGGCUUAACCAAAAAUUUGGACAUGCUGUUGUUAACUCUCUGCAAGUUUACGGUAUUCCAUAAUCAACAACGUCAUAACAACAUCACCGUUCAAUUCGGACUCAACAACAAAGCGCAAUCUGCUCUAAAAACUGUUUUCAAUCUGGUUCAUCAGCACGGCGAUAAUAUUCGUGAGGGUUGGAAGAAUGUUUUCGAUUUGAUUUUAUCGUUGUAUAUGAAUGGCUUGUUACCAAAAUCAUAUGUGGAAGCUGAGGACUUCAUUGAGCCAAGUGGUAAAAUUAAUUUGGUGUAUGAAGAGGUGGAGAGCUUACAGAAACAAGAUACCGGUUUGUUGAGUUCGUUGUAUUCAUACAUGGUGUCGGCCGAGAAUCUGUCGAAAAUUCCAAGUCCAGAAGAACAGCAGUACAUAGAUUUAGCCAAAGAGUGUAUCAAGGAUUGUAACUUGGAACAAUUGAUUACUGAUUCUAAAUUUUUACACGAGGAUGCUCUUCAGGAACUAGUGAAAUCGUUGAUUGAAUUGUCGCGUGGACCGGAUGUUCAAAAAACUUUAGGCUAUAAUUACAACGAAAAUGUAACAGUGUUCUUCUUGGAAUUAUUAGUUAAAAUUGUUAUUCAAAACAGGGAUCGUGUUAUGUCAAUUUGGCAAAUUGUAAGGGAUCAUAUUUAUACAUUGGUGAUGAAUGCCUCAGUUUUCGACUACCAGUAUCUCUUAGAACGGUCUGUAAUCGGCCUGCUUAGAAUCGCGAUCCGAUUGAUGCGUAACGAAGAAAUGUCUCCUAUUGUCCUGCAAUCAUUGCGCAUGUUGUUACUUUUAAAAAGCACGACAAUUUGUCGAAUAUCCAGACAAAUUUCUUUCGGAUUGUACGAGAUGUUGAAAACGUCUGCGCAAAACAUUCACACCAAUACAGAUUGGACGAUUAUUUUUACACUGUUAGAAUGCGUCGGAGCUGGCGCACAACCACCCAAACCAAUAGUCGAGGAAAACCAGCAAGACCAAGGUACAAAAUCAGAUGGCGAGAACCAAGUGAACAGCGACGAAGAAACUGCAACAAUAGACCGAGGAUACACAUCGGAUUCCGAGCUUACCAAAAGUCCCAGACACUCGUUGCCUAGAUCUCAAAGUCCGGUGGUCGUGCCCACUUCCCCCGUUGGCACGCCCAACACUGGAGGUUGGAUUCUAGUGGGCAAUGAGGGCGAGAUACAACCGGUUGUGGGACGUACGGUACCGCCUACCCAAUACGGCCUGUCGUUAGAAAGAAAUCUCGGUCCGCAUGAUCCAAGCAGUUUAAUAAAGUGCUGUGAAAGUCUAGCCUUCUUGGUGCGCGACGUGGCACACAUUACCCCGUAUAACUUCGAUGUUUGUAUCCACUGCAUCAGAACAUUCGUUGAAGCCAGCUUACAUGGAUGCAAACAUAAUAAAAGAACGGCUACCAGAGAGGGCAGACCUCGGAGAAAGAAUCCGAACAGAAAACGACAAGAUCACUAUCGGACUCGCAAAAGUCCAACGAGCAGUCCUGAUGAAGAUGAGGAAAGCGAUGACGAAGAAUUACCAAGCGGAUAUCAUCAAAUAUCAAUACAGUUACUGGAUUUAAUGCACACGUUACAUACGAGAACGGCCCAAAUAUUUAAAUGGUGGGCUGAGGAAGGAGGAGAGGUUGCACAAGAAACAUCACUGUGGACACAGGGAUGGUGUCCUUUGCUCCAAGGCAUUGCCAGACUAUGUUGUGACGUUAGAAAACCUGUACGAAUGAGUGCAAUAACAUAUUUGCAAAGAGCUCUCCUUGUCCACGAUUUGCAAACACUGAGUGGUCCAGAAUGGGAGGCAUGCUUUCACCGAGUUCUUUUUCCACUCUUGCGCUAUUUACUUCAACCGAUUCCGACGAAGGAUCCAGCUGGAGUGGAGGAGACAAGAAUGAGGGCGGCCACAGUCCUCAGCAAAGUAUUCCUCCAUCAUUUGACACCACUUCUAUCUUUGCCAACAUUCUUCAAUCUUUGGAUGAUCAUUUUGGAUUUUAUGGAUAAAUAUAUGCAUGUGGAUAAGAGUGACUUGUUGUAUGAAGCAAUACCGGAAUCGUUGAAGAAUAUGAUGUUGGUGAUGGAUUCUGCUAAGGUGUUUGAUGCGCCAGAAGGUGGCAAGAGCUCGUUAUGGAACGCUACUUGGGAGAAGAUAAAUAUGUUCUUGCCAAACAUGAAGGAUGAUUUGUUCAGAGAAAUUAAUCAAGGACAUGCACUAGAACAGUUUAGAGAAGCUCCAAAGGAAGUGGCAGAAGCUCAAAAACCCGUACAACACAACAUAGAAACUGCCACCAGAACAAGCAUAAUUCUUCAACCUCCUUCCACUGGUCAACAACAAGUGUCUUCUCACUUAUUCGCACAUCUAGGCCAGAUGGUAUCCACACCAAUUGGAUCGACACCACCACCGCCUCCAUCCGCAAUAAACAUCCCGCCGUUAAACAUGACACCGCCCACAAUGAAUAUGGGACCGCCCACUGUUACCGCGAUGCCUUUAGUUCCGAAUCAAACCGCUCCAAUAAUUCAACCGUCUGUUCCUUAUAUGUCUAACUACUACAACAAUACAUCGUCUCAAGGGCACACCUUCCCGGUACUCUACGGAAAUCCCAUGGUGCCUUCGACCACAACAACCGAAGUGCAACCAGUUUCUUUGUACACAGAGUAUAUAGUUAAUCCGUACAAUAGUGCUGGUGCUGAUGGGACGAACAGGGGCGUGCAGGAUGUGGUCAACAAAAACUCUGUUCCCGGAGAUUCAGUUAGUAACAAUAAUGUGUCUCCGCAGCAUUUCUUCCAAUCGUCGAAUUAUUUCCGUGCGCAAAACAGCAACAACUCAAUACCAGUUGGUUCCGAGAUCCUUUUUGGUGUGGAACCCGGCUUAGGUUUAGCACAGAACGUAAACAUUCCUCUCAGCACUAAUACAGAUAACAAAUAGUUUCAGUAUUUGCAUUACACCAGGGUUGUAUAAGUCUAAUGGAUAUGUCCUCAAAUUUUUUUUAGUCAAUUCAUGUGUGGAUAUUAAAACACAUGUCAUAGCGCGUAAGACUAAUAUAUUGUGUAUAUUAAUUGUACUAAUUAUAUUUUAACAUAAAUCCAA